Molecule: messenger RNA, 1545 nt
Organism: Dama dama (fallow deer)
Lineage: Eukaryota; Metazoa; Chordata; Mammalia; Artiodactyla; Cervidae
Gene: OSGEP
Product: O-sialoglycoprotein endopeptidase
Exons: 11
Coding region: 381-1388 (335 amino acids)
Biological process (GO): tRNA threonylcarbamoyladenosine modification
Cellular component (GO): EKC/KEOPS complex; cytoplasm
Source: RefSeq, a predicted model, not a curated record
UAUGCCAGAUUCACAACUCUUUCUGCCACCCUGACUAGAGAUCCCAAAGCUGUGUAAGAGAGAACGAAAUCAAUGGAAAAGGCUGGGCUGGACCAUGUGAGAGAAGCAGAGGAACGGAUAGGAAUUUAAGGAGUAGACGCCGGAUCAGCGUUCCCGGCAGUUAGGAGGACAGGCCCUCGAAGGGGUCUUGAUGGGUCGUCGUAACGACAGAGGUUGGGACUGGCGCUGGCGCGCUGUCUACGGGAAUUUUUUGGUAGCUGUUGUUUUGGUUGGCGCGGCUGCUUACCAGCCACUGGCUCAUCCUCCUACUCUGCGACGCGGAGUUUGCGUCCCAGCGCGGACUGGUGAGGGCUCCGUGGCUCCAGUGCUAGCUCCGAGCCAUGCCGGCGGUGCUGGGUUUUGAAGGCAGCGCCAACAAGAUUGGCGUGGGAGUGGUACGGGAUGGCAAAGUACUGGCGAACCCGAGGCGGACUUACGUCACGCCUCCCGGCACAGGAUUCCUUCCAGGUGAUACUGCCAGGCACCACCGAGCUGUUAUCUUGGACCUGCUGCAGGAGGCACUAACAGAGGCUGGAUUAACCUCUGAGGAUAUUGACUGCAUCGCAUACACCAAAGGUCCUGGCAUGGGUGCCCCACUGGUUUCUGUGGCUGUUGUGGCCCGUACUGUGGCCCAGUUAUGGAAUAAGCCAUUGCUGGGUGUUAACCACUGUAUAGGUCACAUUGAGAUGGGCCGCCUCAUCACGGGAGCCACCAACCCAACUGUGCUGUAUGUCAGUGGAGGAAAUACACAGGUGAUUGCGUAUUCAGAACAUCGUUACCGCAUUUUUGGGGAAACCAUCGAUAUUGCUGUGGGUAAUUGUCUGGAUCGUUUUGCUCGAGUGCUGAAGAUUUCCAAUGACCCAAGUCCAGGCUACAACAUUGAGCAAAUGGCAAAGCGAGGCAAGAAGCUAGUUGAGCUGCCAUACACUGUAAAGGGGAUGGACGUCUCAUUCUCUGGGAUCUUGUCUUUUAUUGAGGAUGUAGCCCAGCGGAUGCUGGCCACUGGAGAGUGUACUCCCGAGGAUCUGUGCUUCUCCCUGCAGGAAACUGUGUUUGCAAUGCUGGUCGAGAUCACAGAGCGGGCCAUGGCACAUUGUGGCUCCCAGGAGGCCCUCAUUGUGGGAGGUGUAGGGUGUAAUGUGAGGUUACAGGAAAUGAUGGAGACCAUGUGCCAGGAACGUGGAGCCCGGCUUUUUGCCACAGAUGAAAGGUUCUGCAUUGACAAUGGAGCCAUGAUAGCCCAGGCCGGGUGGGAGAUGUUUCAGGCUGGACACAGGACCCCUCUCAGUGAAUCUGGGAUCACACAGAGGUAUCGAACAGAUGAAGUAGAAGUGACCUGGAGGGACUAACAAAGCUAACAGGAUUGAAGUAUUUCAUGCCCUGAGUGGAGCCCAAGGGACCCGAGGCCUUAACCUCUAUCCUGACAAGGCUGUGGGCUCCCUUGUCUCAUCAUUUGAACCUCAAGAAUUGACUCAGCAUUAAAAUAUUUUUGGUUUUAUAUGGCAA